This is a messenger RNA of Dendronephthya gigantea, 1609 nucleotides long. RefSeq names its product protein disulfide-isomerase 1-like. The transcript has 4 exons. Gene Ontology annotation, cellular component: endoplasmic reticulum. Gene Ontology annotation, biological process: protein folding. NCBI's taxonomy places the organism in Eukaryota, Metazoa, Cnidaria, Anthozoa, Malacalcyonacea, Nephtheidae. The record is from RefSeq and is a predicted model, not a curated record. The coding region runs from base 321 to 1451 and encodes 376 amino acids. Gene Ontology annotation, molecular function: protein disulfide isomerase activity.
GGCUUCCGCUGCUAUAUUACUGCUGCUAUUUAUUACUUUUUAGAUUGUUUAAACUCACUAGCUGAAUAAUCCAACAAUUUUUAUAUCAUUCAUCUGUCAGACCUCUACGUCCGUUAAUUCAUGCAUUCAAUGUUGAUUGUACAGCUGUCUAUUGUUCACGAACUAUAGCUACUGAAAGUAUACAUUAUAUUCAAUGCUAUCUUAUACAUGGCCGUACCACAUUGGUUAAAAGCAUUAUACAAUAUUGUUCUAUAUAAACGAAACUUGCGUGGAGAGGUUGUGUUCUUUUGUGCUUCCAAAUUCUCUGCAUUAACCAUAAAAUGAAUAAUUUUCCUAAUUUAUUGUAUGAAACGUGUAUUACCUGUACGAUUAUUUCUUUCUUGUUCCUUGGGUUGUGUGUGCCAGGAAAUGCCAAAGAUUUGCCUGAAUUAAGGGAAGCAAACUUCGACAAUGUUGUCAAUGGCAGCAAUUUUGUAUUCGUGAUAUUUUAUGCGCCUUGGAAUGAACGUAGUGUUGAAGCUUUAAAAACAUUGGAAAAGGCUUCGGAAGAACUAAAUAGAAGUGAUAUAAUCCUGGGUAAGGUGAAUGCAUACGAUGAAGUGAAAUUAGCGACCAGGUUCUGGAUCGACCAUUGGCCAAUUUUCAAGUUCUUUCUAAAAGGCAGUGAAACUCCAGAGACGUAUCGAGGUGGAAUGAAGUUGGAUGAUUUUCUUGGCUUUAUCAAGGUCACCUCAGGCGUACAAGCAGAUCCAAGAGUGUUUGACCAAGCUAUUAUUGAAUUGGAUGGAACAAAUUUUGAAAGGAUCAUUCACAACAAAAAGAAAAAUGUUUUCUUGUUGUUUUACGCAAAAUGGUGCAAUUCUUGUAAAGAUUUGAUUAACACAGUUGAAAAGGUUGGAAAAAAUUUCCAAAAUGAAAAAGAUUGUGUUAUUGCCAAAAUCGACGGUGAUGCCAAUUAUGAUGUCACAGUGCAGCAGGAGGUUCCUCAUUACCCAUCAAUACGAGUUUACACAAUUAAAAACAAAGACGGUUAUUUGUACCAUCCUGGCAGGUAUCAGGAAAACUGGAGUGAACAGAAUAUGACAAAAUUUCUUAAUCUCCAAUGCAAGACAAAACGUACAAUAAUGGGUCGUCUUGAUGACACGGCUGGACGGUUGAAAGAUUUUGAAAAACUAGUGAAAGUAUUCAUGCAGAAUUCAUUCAAAAGAAGUGACAUCUUAGACGAAGCACUGUCUCUAAAAGAUGGGCACAAAGAGAGUUCUGCAGCAAUCUACGUGAACAUAAUGCAGCGGGUCUUGAAGGAUGGUACAGAAUAUUUAGCAACUGAGCUGAACAGAAUUGAACGACUCAUGCAAGCUUCAAUGCAUCUUGAUAAGGCAGAUGAAUUUCAAAGACGGAAAAACAUCCUGAACGAAUUCGCUGUCCUGUAUCGCAAAAGAGAGGAACUUUAAUAUUAUGUAUUAUGCGCACCUACAUGCAUUCGGAAAUAAUUACUUUUCUGCAAUACAUUCAUUUUGCGAACACUAGUAUAAAAUUAUUUGUGCUUUUAGUUGUUAGGUAUACUAGGCAGAAUUAAAUAUGAAAUAAAACCACUGAAAAUAAAAUGAGA